UGCGGACCGUAGAUCAAAACAUAAACGCAAGCAGUGCACAGCAUAGAUCCAAACUGAGCUGCAAGCAGUGUAAAUCGUUGAUAGCAGACAUUGCAGAAAGCAGUGCAAAAACAAACCAUAAAACCGUGAAAAUCCGAAGAAAAUCGCCAGACGCCCAGAGGGAAAACCCCCAAAAAUCAGUGCACGCGAGGCAGCCUCCAAAACACGUGCCUCGCCGCCCGCCACACGUUCGUCUCCCGGAGUGUCCGAGCCAGAGGAAGAGCCCGAAACGAGUGUCUGAGACUCGAAGGCUGCCUGAGUAAUUGAUAAUAUUGAAUGCUGCCGGACGCACAGCCGCUGCCAGGACACUGCCAGGACCGCCUGUACAUCCAGCCUGAAAUCCAUUACGCACACAGUCAGUCCGGUGGAUGCCACGUGGGCCACACAGAGGCCAGCCGCAAGGAUCUUCCAGUCGAUUGGGUUUCAGAAUUUCACCACAAAAUUGCAUCUUCCCCCCCGCCCCCACCACCGAUAUGGCAACAGGAACACAUCAAUACGAAUGCGCCACAUUGAUUGAGACAGGCUGAGAGAGAGAGAGAAAGAGGAAAGCGACAGAGACAGCCCCAUAGACACACAGAGAAAGAGAAAGAGAGAAGAAAAAUGUGCAAAGGCAGCGAUUCAGCAGAAGCAGAUGCGGCGCUGGCAAACUUAUUAGCGAAAUGCACAAAGUCAACAAACGGACACGACUCCAUACCCACAUCCACAUCCAGGACCCUCGGCAGUAGCAGCAGCAGCACCAGCAGCAGCACUAACAAUUGUCAACAGGCUGGGAGUGCGGCAGGAGGCGUCGGCCAGGAGCCGAAAAAACAAGCAUCCAACCGUCAAAACAGGCACCAGGAACAGGAGCAGGAGCAGCAGCAGCUCCCACUCCAGCAUAAUCAGCGUCAGCAACAAGGACAUCAAAUAGAGCAAAUGGAAAUGGUACAGGGAAUGGCAGAGGGACUGCCACGAGACUCUGCCAAGGAGCACGAACACAAACAGCAGGCCCAGUGCCAGAGCCAGUGCCAGAGCCAGAGCCAGACCCAGAGCAGAGCAAGCAAAUGCAGAAGCAAACAGCGGCAGCAGCAGCCUCUCCUUCGACGAGACCAGGGACAAUGUCGUCGAAAUUGCAAUAGUGUUGCCGGAGUGCAGCGGCAAUGGAGGAAGCAUGUCCUGUGGCUUCUGCCGUUGCUGCUGCUGCUGCUGGUGACGAUGCUGCCCGGGACCGCAGCAGGAGCGAUGACACCUUCGGCCAGGAUUGCCCGCUCCCCGGCUGCCGCCGCCGCCAGCAGCCUCCUCAUUGCCAGUGCCAAAGGCAGUGCACGUGAGCUGCUCUACGCCGAUCUGGGUGCUCCCAAUGGUGGCUCCACGGGUUCCGGCUCAUCCUCGUCAGCCGGAGGUGGCGGUGGCGGUGGCGCUGGCGCAGGGGGAGGGGGAGGCGGUGGAGCUGCUGGCAUCGAGUGCCCCAGCUUCGACGACAGCUCUGCCUGCCCCUGCUACAAAUUUGAAGAUGGACUCUUCCUGGAGUGCCCCGGAACGACGGCGCUGUCGUUGCGCUCGACCCUGGAGCGGAUCUCGGCGCCGAUCCACUCGCUGUCCAUCUACGAUUUCGAUCGCUCCGUCACGUCGCUGUCGCAGGACGUCUUCCAGCCGGGCGUCCACAUCCGGCACUUGCAGUUCUCCCACUCCCACCUGGAGGCCCUCAAGGACAACAGCCUGCGCAACGUGCGCUCCAGCCUCGAGUCGCUCAGCAUUGUGAAUGGCAAAUUGACGCAGAUGCCGUCGCGGGCCCUCAGCUCGAUGCAGAAGCUGACUGCCCUGGACUUUGACUACAACGAGAUCGUGCGGAUCGAGGACUACAGCUUCUAUGGGCUGCGGAUCACGAAGCUGAACCUCAAGGGCAAUCGGCUGCAGGGCAUGCCGGAGCACGCGUUCGCCGGCCUCGAGGAGUGCCUGCAGGAGAUCGACGUGUCCGAGAACGGGCUGCGCACCUUCCCGAUGAUGGCGCUGCGGAAGCUGGACCACCUGCGCGUCCUCCGGCUGUCGAGCAACCGCAUCGCGAGCUUCUACGGCGACAUUCAGCUGGUGACGAACAACGCCUCCGCGGCCGCGGCGGCGGUGGCGGCGGCCGCCCUGCAGCUGCCGUCGCUGAUCUUCCUGGACCUCAGCUCGAACCAGUUCGGGGAGAUCGUGCACGACUGCUUCCGGGCCUUUCCGCAGCUCAAGACGCUCUCCUUCUACGCCAACCAGAUCGAGCUUGUGCAGCCGGAGGCGUUCAAGAGCCUCAAGGAGCUGAUGUCGCUGGACAUGUCGCACAACCGCAUCAUCGCCCUCGAUCCGAAGGUGUUCGAUCGGAACAAGCGCCUGCAGACGGUCGACCUCAGCCACAACCACAUCCAUGCGAUCAGUGGGGUCUUCUCGAACCUGCCGCAGCUGCGGGAGGUCUUCCUCUCGGAGAACAACAUCCUGGAGCUGCCGGCAGACGCGUUCACCAACUCGACGAACGUCGACGUGAUCUACCUGGAGGCGAACGCCAUCGCCCACAUCGAUCCGAACGUGUUCAGCACGCUCUCCAAUCUGGACCACCUGUAUCUGCGCUCGAACUUCAUUCCGCUGGUGCCCGUGACGCUGUUCGACAAGUGCGUGCGGCUCUCCUCGCUGUCGCUGGACAACAACGAGAUCCAGGACCUCGAGAUCGGGAUGUUCCGCAAGCUGGAGCAGCUGCGGGAGGUGCGGCUGCACAACAAUCGCAUCCGGCGGGUGCGCAAGGGCGUCUUCGAGCCGCUGCCGUCGCUCCAGGAGCUGCACAUCCAGAAGAACAACAUCGAGGACAUCGAGCCGGGGGCCUUCCACACGCUGACCAGCAUGCAGCACAUCAACCUGCAGGACAACCAGCUGACGGUGCUCGAGGACAUCUUCCCCGAGCAGAACUCCUCGCUGCUCUCCAUCCAGCUGGAGGCGAACUACCUGCACAAGGUGCACCAGCGCACCUUCCGCCAGCAGCAGCGCAUCCAGAUCAUGUGGCUGCGCGACAACCAGCUGACCAAGGUGGAGCGCUCCUUCUUCGUGGACACGCCGCUGCUGGGGCGGCUCUACCUGAGCGACAACCGCAUCCGGGACAUCGAGAAGGACACCUUCGCCAGCCUCGCGCAGCUGAAGUUCCUCGACCUGAGCGGCAACCAGCUGAAGCAGCUGCGCCGCGACUACUUCGCCCCGCUGCAGAGCCUGGAGGAGCUCUCGCUCGCCCACAACUGGAUCGAGGCCAUCGAGGGCUAUGCCUUCAACCGGCUGAAGCAGCUCAAGUCCCUCGACCUAUCGCACAAUCCCCUGGUGCAGCUGACGCGCGACGUCUUCCUGGACGAGCUGCCCCUGGCCACGCUCCAACUGGCCAACACCUCGCUGCGCAAGCUGGAGCAGAACACCUUCAAGUCGCUGCAGAACCUCAACGAGCUGAACCUAGAGCGCAACCAGCUGAGCCCCGCCGACAUCCAGCGGCUGGACGUGCCCGGCCUGAGGCGCCUCCACCUGUCGCACAACAACUUCAGCCACGUGGGCAUGGGAGGCACGGCAUCGGGCGGCAUCAUGGCCGGGAUGUUCGACAAGCUGCGCUCGCUGCAGCACCUGUCGAUGGCCAACUGCAGCCUCGGACACAUACCCGACCAGCUCUUCUCGCGGAACACGAACCUGGUGCGCAUCGACCUGUGCGACAACCGGCUGACGCAGAUGAACCGCAACAUCUUCAGCGGGUUGAACGUGUUCAAGGAGCUGCGCCUGUGCCGCAACCAGCUGGUGGAGUUCCCCCACAUCGCCCUCUACAACCUGAGCACCCUGGAGACGCUGGACCUGGCCCGCAACCACCUUACGUCCAUCGACUUCUUCAAGCUGCGGGGCACGCUCAAUCUGCGGCAGCUCGUCCUGCGCGACAACAGGAUCAACUCGCUGAGCGGCUUCAAUGCGGUGAACCUCACGCAGCUGGACAGCGUCGAUCUGAGCGGGAACCUGCUGCUCUCGCUGCCGGCCAACUUCCUGCGCCACUCGAUCAAUCUGCAGCGCGUGGACCUGUCCAGCAAUCGCUUCCUUCAGAUCCCCAGCUCCGCUCUGUCGGAUGUGUCGAUACCGCGCCUGUCCUGGCUCAAUCUGACCGGCAAUCCGAUCAACAAGAUCUAUACGGUUAAGGAGGAGCGGUACCCGUACCUCAAGGAGCUCUACAUCUGCCAGACGAACCUCUCCAUACUGACGUCCAAGGACUUUGAGGCCUUCCAGGGGCUGCAGCACCUGCAUUUGGUCAACAAUCGCAUCACCCGCAUCUCGCCCGGGGCCUUCAGGUCGCUCACCAAUCUGCUGACACUCGACAUCGGGAUCAACGAGCUGGAGAUGCUGCCCAAGGAGCGGCUGCAGGGCCUGCGCCUGCUCCGGCUCCUCAACAUCUCGCACAACACCCUCAAGGACCUCGAGGAGUUCAGCCCCGACCUCGCCCAGAUGCAGACGCUCGACCUGAGCUUCAACCAGCUGGACCGCGUCUCCAAGAAGACCUUCCGCAACCUGCACGGCCUCGUCGAGCUGCUCCUCAUGGGCAACCGCAUGACCGUCCUCUCGAACGACGCCUUUCGCUUCCUCCGCAAGCUGCAUCUCCUGGACCUGCGCAAGAACUACUUCGAGCUGGUGCCCCUCGAUCCGUUGCGUCCGCUGGAGACCAAUCUGAGGACCCUACGGCUGGAGGAAAAUCCACUGCAUUGCAGCUGCGAUGCCCAAAAGCUCUGGGAAUGGCUACGGGAUCAUCGCAAAUGGUCCCUGUCGACGGCCAGUGGCGGCAGCGGCGGCGGCAUCAUCGGCAUCGGCGGCGGCGGCGAUGCCAUCAAUUAUCUGAGGUGCGAACACCCCACGGAGCUGCGUGGCAAGGUGUUUGGCCGCAUGGAGCCGCAGCAGUUUUGCGAUGCGCCGCUAAUACCGAAAAUGGCCAUACAGGACAUCCAGCCAUAUUCGGUGGUCGUCUCCUGGCAGAGUCGCGACCAUUUGGGCCUCAAUGGCUUCGAAAUUGUUUACCAUGCCACCGGUGAUGGCCUCGUUCCCGGGCCAACGGACCGUGAACGCGACCGCGAACGGGAUGGCGAUGCCAAUGGCAAUGGCAAUGAUGACAGGGAGCAGGACCCUGACCGGGACAUGGACUUCGGCCGCGAGCGACAUCAGGAGCAGCAGGAGAGGGAAAGGGACAGGGACAGGGACCGUGAUGAGCAUGAACGGGACAGAGACAGAGAGAGGGACAGGGACAGGGAGCGUUUCCCCCUGGCCACGGAUGAGAUACACGGAAAGCGGCUGAACGGGACGGCCAGCUCCACGAAACUGACGCGACUGAGCCCCAACACGCGGUAUCACAUCUGCGUCAUCGGGAGCGGUAAUUGGCUCUCGGAGCCGCUGGCCAAUGCGCUGCAGAGGCUCCACUCGAACGACUCGUCGCGGGACGAGGACCUGCUGGCCAUGGGCGCCGUCUCCGUGCCCCUGCCGGAGUCGUACUCCCCGUACGGCCACGAGCAGCAGCAGUUGCAGCAGCUGCAGCAGGAGUCGCUGAUGGAGAACAGCAUUGUGACGGACCAUGUGCUGCACGAGGUGCUCAAGAACUCGCACAUCUCGGCCUGCACCGAUGUGCAGACCCUGGACUCCACGCCCAGCCUGAUCACCGACGAGAACGGGCUGUCCAGCAACGGGUUCAUCCACUCGAUCCUCACGCGCCGCCUGGGCCUGAUCGUGGGCUGCUGCCUGGGCAUCAUCGUUUUCAUCGUGAUGAUCUCCGUGCUCAGCUACGUGAAGCUCAAGAAGCAGCGCAUCGAGAACGCCAAGCGGCAGGCGGCCCUGCCGCCCGAGUACAUCUCGUACCGCCACUUCUCCAUCCCGAACGAGGAGCUCACUCGCACGGCUGCGGCCGGUGGCAGUGGCGGGGCGGCCGCCGGCUCGGGCUCCGCCUCCGUAUCGGCAGCCGUCUCGGGAGCCACGUCCAGUGGCACGCACAUGUCCAGUGUGCCGAGCGGCAUCAGCGCCCACAUCAGCGGCACCAGCCUGAGCACUGGAACCGGCACCGGAACGACGACGACCACGGCCACCACCCCCAUUGGCGGAGUGCCCCUGCCCAUGGCCAAGGCGGGCAGCCCCAUUGCGGCCCUUGCGGGAGGACUCGUUGUGGAGCCGGUGGCAGCAGCUGGCCACAGCCAUCACGGACACCAUGGACACCAGCAGCAGGCGGCGCAGCAGCAGCAGCAGCAUCGGCAGAACAACGGCGGAAUUGGGGGAUACAUGGCGGCUGGAGUGGUCCUCAACACGAACCACUUGAGCGUGUGCUAGAUGCUCAAAAGAGUCCUGAAGGGUAGCAAAUGAUUCCAGUACCGUCUGGAACGAAAGGAACUGGAACUGGUACGAAAGGAGUGCAAGAAUUUAGCUAUAUAAAUCGAAUCGGGAAUGUUUUACCGAAAAAACAUGUAAAACUAUUGUUCUUCCUUACUUCCUUUGGUGUCCACUGAGUAUUUCCCAUUCCCCUGAAUGACCUUCAGUCCAUGAACUCAAUUCUAGAAAGAAUCAAAGAAAUGCUUGGAAAAAGGAUACAGCUUGGAAUCCAGAAAUCAUACGAAUAAGAAGGCUUAGCAUAAGAUAAUGAGCGAUGUCGAUGGUGAAUCAAACGAAUCAAUGAAUCUCAAGAAAAAGAAAAUUAAAAGGGAAAUUAAAAGAGAAACAGAGAAAAUAUGUAUGCCUCCCAAAACCAAAUGAAAGCCAAAUAAAAUAGAGCUAAAACAGAGCUAAAGAAAGUGGAAAGAGAGAUUACGAGAGAGAGAGAGAGAGAAUCUAGGUUAGUGAUAAUCAUGAAGAUGCGUUCAACGUUCGGUUAGUUAUGACAAUUGAAAGUAGAGCAAUCCAAGGCGAAAGGCAAUGGAAGUGCAGUGGGAAGCAGCAAACAAGUUUUCAAUGUAAAUAAAAUGGGGAAUCAGAGCGAACUCCAAAUGGCCAUUAGAGUGCGAAAUAUAUAAUCGUAAAUACCAUUUCAGAUGGCGGAAAAUCAAACCAAAUCCCAGAACUAUCUGUAAGAAUGAAUAUACACCCUACACAGACACAUACAAUACAUACACACACACACACACACAUACAUAUAUACAUAUAUAUAUAAAUGUAAUUGGAAAACCAGACAUUUUUUUUGGAGCUAGAUUUAGUGAAUUGAAAAUGAGGAAAGUUCUCUUUUCUCUACUUUUUUUUUCUCUAGCAUCGCAUUAAGUGGAAAAGCACUAGAGAUGAGAGUAGAAGGAAAUCAAACGGAGAAGCUAGCAUAAAGAAAACUAUAUAUGAAGAAGAAUAUUAACUAAUUAACUAUAAAUUAAACUAAUUUAAGUGCAGGGUCCCCCACUGCCUGCCCCGCCCCGCCCCGCCCAACCACAACCAACAACAAUCCUUUGUGCUCGUAUGCAUAUGCGCAUAUAUUGUGGCCAGAACUCAAAGAGUUCCAGGCACACGAACAGUAGUAGUACUACGAGUAUUUAUACUUCUUGUUCAGUUACUUCAGUUUGCGGAUUGCUUUCCAGUUAACUAACAAAUUAAGCUUUAGUCGAGAACGUAGCGGAGUGGAGAGGAGUGGAGAGGAGCGGAGCGGUGGGGGCGGAGGGGGCACUUGGCCAAGUGAAGUGAAAUGAACAGCUUGAUGCAAUAACAAGACAAGAGGCCAAGGUAAAUGCUCAAGAAUUUCUAGUAAAUUAAGUGAAAUUAAAUCAAAACCCAAGAAAAUGCCAGAAAUGUUGCUCCCCUCCCACAAACACAGUACCGAAGGUACACAGACAGGAGGACGGGAGGACAGGAGGAGGCUUCAGUGGCAGUUGCAGUUGCAGUUGCAGAAAUAUGCUUUUGUGUAUGCUGCAUACAACUGUACUCCCUGCCCCUCUGGCCCUCUGGCCCUCUGCCACUGUGUGCUCGGGUUGGGGUGUUCUUGCCCUUUUCAAAUAUUUUAAUAUUGUUAUAUGCAAAACACAAGAGCAACAACAUCGGAGGCAGCUACAAUAGCAACUAUAGGUACUACGUAUGCAUGCAUGAACAACUUAAGAGCAAACACUAACAACAACAGCAAAUACUCAUCAAAUGCAAAUCAGAAUCAAAAAAUCGAACUUAAGAAAACAGCAAGCAGCAAACAGCAAACAGCAGAAACCGAAAAGAGAGAAAAACCAAAACGUAAAUCAUACUAUUACAAGAAGACUUUCUUAUGCUCUACAAAACGAAACCAAAACAAAAAAAAAAACAAGGCCAGCAGCAGGAGCAGAAGCAGCAGCAGCACUCUCUUCUCUAGUUCAAUUGUAGGGCAUUCAAGGCAGAGGCAGAUACACGGCACAGUCACAGGCACAGGCGGAGGUAAAUUAAAAGGAAGAGUAAAAGUAAAAGUAACAUUUAAACAAACAUACAACAAAUACAAUAAAUGUAAUUAAUUGAAAACCAAAUGAAUAUUGUACGGCAGCAAACACACAAAGUAAAAUAUUAAUAAAUGACAAGAAAACUUCAA
Messenger RNA from Drosophila pseudoobscura, 8536 nucleotides. Its product is annotated as chaoptin. Gene Ontology annotation, molecular function: protein binding. Lineage: Eukaryota; Metazoa; Arthropoda; Insecta; Diptera; Drosophilidae. The record is from RefSeq and is a predicted model, not a curated record. The transcript has 10 exons. Bases 640 to 6351 code for a protein of 1903 amino acids. Gene Ontology annotation, cellular component: extracellular matrix.